AUGAAUGUGCGCUUGAAACGUAGAAAAAGUGAUUGGUCAAAUUUCAAGAUGUCGCGAGUGUUUUGGAGCUGUUUAUACAUAUUAUGCUGCGCGUGCGCAGUCAAUACACUAAAAGUGGGUGUCGGUAUAGCAGAUGUCACUGGACCACCCGCAGAAAUUGGUUUUAUGGGCUACGCAAACUUCGAGCAAACCGGCCAUGGCAUACAUUUGAGGCAGUUCUCCCGGGCGUUUGUACUCGCCGAUGACAACGAUUCUACACGCAUUGUCUUUGUGUCUAUAGACGCUGCUAUGAUGGGAAAUGGUAUAAGGCGAGAAGUUAUAAAACGUCUACAAAAAAGGUACGGGGAUAUAUAUAAUGAGAACAACGUGAUACUAAGUGGAACUCACACGCACUCCACGCCGGGAGGGUUUCUGUUGGACUUCCUUUUCGAUUUGCCUAUACUGGGCUUCGUCAAGGAAACGUAUGUGGCGUACAUCGUGGGUAUACUGAAGAGUAUAAUCAUAGCACAUAACAACAUUACCCCGGUGCGUAUGGAGUAUGGCGAAGCGGAGCUACUGGACGCUAACAUCAAUCGGUCCCCGACAUCGUAUCUACGAAACCCACCUGAAGAAAGAGCUAAGUACAAAUACGACGUAGACAAGACGUUAGCGCAGAUUCGAUUUGUAACCCCCACCAACAACAUCGUAGGGGUGAUCAACUGGUUCGCCGUGCACCCCACCAGCAUGAACAACACCAACCGACUCAUAUCCUCCGACAACGUGGGCUACGCCUCCAUACUUAUGGAGAAGGCUCUCAAUGGGAACAACACCCUGCCUGGCAAGGGUAGUAUAGUUUGUGCGUUCGCGUCCACCAACUUGGGCGAUGUGUCCCCCAACACAAGGGGCCCUCGCUGCGAGUUCUCGGGCAAAGUGUGCGAUCAAGAGAAGUUAAAGUGCGAUUUGCCCAAGGAAAGAUGCUUUGCCUCCGGCCCUGGACGAGACAUGUUUGAAAGCACCAAGAUCAUUGCUACUAAGCUGUUUGAAACAGCCAUGAAAGUUCUAAAAGAACCGGGCGAAGAUCUGACCGGUCCUCUCGGCAUUAUCCAUCAGUUCGUCGAGAUGCCGAAGGAGGAAGUGUUCCCGUAUGAUCCUGUCACUGAAACUUUUAAUACCAGCGUGCGGGUGGGCGGGUGCGCGCCGGCGAUGGGCUACAGCUUCGCGGCGGGCACCACGGACGGGCCCGGCGCCUUCGACUUCGCGCAGGGCACCACCACCACCAACCCGCUGUGGGACGCCGUGCGCGACCUGCUGGCCGAGCCCACGCCGGAGGACGUGCGGUGCCAGCGGCCCAAGCCCAUCCUGCUGGCCACUGGACGGGCAAAAUUCCCAUACGAGUGGCAGCCCCACAUCGUGUCGUGCUCGGUGGCGCGGCUGGGCGCGCUGGCGCUGGCCGCCGUGCCCGGCGAGUUCACCACCAUGGCGGGCCGCCGCCUGCGCCGCGCGCUGCUCGCGCCUGCGCAGGCCAAGAGAGUCGUUAUAGCCGGCCUGUCUAAUAUAUACUCCGAUUAUAUCACUACGUAUGAGGAAUAUCAGGCGCAGCGCUACGAAGCAGCCUCCACUAUAUACGGGCCUCACACUCUCGAAAUUUAUCUCAACAAGUAUAUUGAGCUUGCUGAAGCACUUGUACAGAACAAAAAGCUGGACCCAGGUCCCACUCCACCGGAUUUCAGCGAUCAACUGAUCACCCUGGUGCCGCCCGUUCUGUGGGACUCCGCGCCGUGGGGUCACGAGUUCGGUGACUGCGUGCAGCAGCCCCAGAAGUACUACAACUAUGACGACACUGUUACUGCUGUGUUUGUGUCGGGGCAUCCCCGCAACAGCCCGCGGCACGGGCGCUGGUUCAUGGCGGUGGAGCGGCUGCAGGACGAGCGGGACGACGCCUGGGUGACCGUCGCCACGGACGCUGAUUGGGAGACCAAGUUUGUAUGGCAGCGCAAGUCGAAGGUGCUGGGCACGAGCGAGGCGCGCGUGUCGUGGCAGGUGCCGCGCGCCGCGCCGCCCGGCGCCUACCGCCUGCACCACUACGGCAGCUACAAGUACAUCCUCGGCGGCAUCUACCCCUACCACGGGUUCUCGGACACCUUCUACGUCACG
Messenger RNA from Brenthis ino (lesser marbled fritillary), 2133 nucleotides. NCBI's taxonomy places the organism in Eukaryota, Metazoa, Arthropoda, Insecta, Lepidoptera, Nymphalidae. The record is from the annotation of a GenBank genome assembly.